Oryzias melastigma (Indian medaka) is the source of this 4436-nucleotide messenger RNA. Its product is annotated as cAMP-specific 3',5'-cyclic phosphodiesterase 4B. Bases 458 to 2701 code for a protein of 747 amino acids. Gene Ontology annotation, molecular function: transmembrane transporter binding; 3',5'-cyclic-AMP phosphodiesterase activity. Gene Ontology annotation, cellular component: cytosol; perinuclear region of cytoplasm; nucleus. NCBI's taxonomy places the organism in Eukaryota, Metazoa, Chordata, Actinopteri, Beloniformes, Adrianichthyidae. Gene Ontology annotation, biological process: signal transduction. The record is from RefSeq and is a predicted model, not a curated record. The transcript has 18 exons.
CUAUAAGUGGAAAACUCUAUAUGAGAACAUAUGUGGACAGGACCGGGGGUUCUGGUCGAACACUGAUCCAUUCUGCUCCGGUCACAAGUUGACUGGUCGCCAGAGGGCAGUGCGCGUGCGCGCGCGGCUGGCAUACGUCGUCAGGGCUGAAGCCAAUCGACGUGCUCGCGGGGUCGCGAGGGGAACAAGCGCGCGCGAAUGGCACCGAGAGGAGCCGAGCGGCGGCUCGACGGACAGCGGACUCAUCCCGACCGGAGGAUACCCGAGCGAAGGAGCACUCAGAGCGAAGACAAAAAAACAAGGUCGACAACCUGCUGACUCAGAUUCCCGAUCAGCCUGUCGCCGCCGCUUCAAGGAGAACAGCCUCAUCCUGGUACCAGUGAGGCUGCCCAAAGCAGUAGAAGCUCUGCUUCUUUCUGAGAGAUCUACCGCGGAUGGUCUGUUUGAGCGUCCCAGGAUGAAGAAAAGCAGGAGUGCCCAGGGUGUCACGCCAGGUGAUGAGAACUUGGAUCUGUCUGUGGGCCAAUUUUCAGCAAGCAACACCCUUGGGGUGGAAGUGUGCAAAGUCCACCGUCGGUUUUCUGGCAACCUGCAGUUGCCUCCGUUGUCAUGGCGACAGGCGGAGAAGGAGAGGGACAGGGGCAGGCCGCUGACACCCGAGGAAGACCCCGUGACCCGGACCAGACCCACAAGCCUGCCAAUCGCCUCUCUGCCCCGCAUCGACAUCACGCAGGCCGACCCGGACAGCUUGGAAGUUGAGAAUGGCCCCUCCCUGUGCUGCAGUCCUUCAGAUCUGCAGGCGUCCCCGGGUUCAGGUCUGGUUCUGCACCCCAGCCUGGCGGCUCACGGCCAGAGAAGAGAGUCCUUCUUAUAUCGUUCUGACAGCGACUACGAACUCUCUCCUAAGUCCUUGUCUCGAAACUCCUCAAUUGUAGGAGAACUACAUGGAGAGGAUUUGAUCGUGACACCAUUUGCCCAGGUUCUGGCGAGCCUUCGGACUGUUAGAAACAAUUUCACCACCUUGACAAAUGUACAGUGUACAUCAAAUAAAAGAUCUCCAGCAUCAAACCAGCCCUGUUCCACCAAAGUCUGUCUUUCAGAUGAGUCCUACCAGAAGCUGGCCAUGGAGACCAUGGAGGAGCUGGACUGGUGUCUGGACCAGUUGGAGACCAUUCAAACCUACAGGUCCGUCAGCGACAUGGCUUCAAAUAAGUUCAAGAGGAUGCUGAACCGGGAGCUGAGCCACCUGUCAGAAAUGAGCCGCUCAGGCAACCAAGUGUCUGAGUACAUCUCCAACACCUUCUUAGACAAGCAGAACGAGCUGGAGCUUCCAUGUCCGGUUCAGAAGUCGAGGGAGAGGAAGAGGAGGCAGGGCCAGCAGCAGCAGCCCGGGGGGAUGAUGACACAGAUCAGCGGGGUGAAAAAGGUCAGCAACGCCACCAGCAUCACCGGGGGAAGCACAAACCGCUUCGGGGUCAAGACGGACCAAGAGGAGCUGCUGUCAAAGGACCUGGAGGACAUCAACAAAUGGGGACUGAAUAUCUUCAGAGUGGCGGAGCAUUCCCACAACCGGCCCCUCACAUGCACCAUGUUCACCAUCUUUCAGGAGCGAGACCUGAUGAGGACGUUUAAGAUUCCAACCGACACAUUUGUGACGUUCAUGCUAACCCUGGAGAGCCACUAUCACUCAGACGUGGCGUACCACAACAGCCUCCACGCUGCAGACGUGGCCCAGUCCACCCACAUCCUCCUGUCCACGCCCGCUUUGGAUGCCGUCUUCACUGAUCUGGAGAUCCUGGCAGCCAUUUUCGCUGCAGCUAUUCAUGAUGUGGAUCACCCAGGAGUUUCCAACCAGUUCCUCAUCAACACCAACUCUGAGCUGGCUCUGAUGUACAACGAUGAGUCAGUCCUGGAGAACCACCACCUGGCUGUGGGCUUCAAGCUGCUGCAGGAGGAGAACUGCGACAUUUUCCAGAACCUCACCAAGAAGCAGAAGCAGACCCUCCGGAGGAUGGUCAUAGACAUGGUUCUGGCGACCGACAUGUCGAAACACAUGAGUCUGCUGGCCAACCUGAAAACCAUGGUGGAAACCAAGAAGGUGACGAGCUCCGGCGUGCUGCUGCUGGACAACUACACAGACAGGAUGCAGGUGCUGCGGAACAUGGUCCACUGUGCUGACCUGAGCAACCCCACCAAGCCUCUGGAUCUGUACCGGCAGUGGACGGACCGGAUCAUGGAUGAGUUCUUCCACCAGGGAGACAGAGAGCGGGAGAGGGGGAUGGAGAUCAGCCCCAUGUGUGACAAAAACACGGCUUCAGUGGAGAGGACUCAGGUUGGCUUCAUAGAUUACAUUGUCCACCCUCUGUGGGAGACGUGGGCAGAUCUGGUCCACCCCGAUGCCCAGGACAUCCUGGACACUCUAGAGGACAACAGGAACUGGUACCAAAGCAUGAUCCCUCAGAGCCCCUCCCCUCCCUUCUACACCAGCGACGGAGAAGGAAGCCAGCACGAGGACAGUGAGGGGAGAUCUGUGGAGAGUAAAUUUCAGUUCGACCUCUCAAUGGACAGCCAGGACAGCCAAGCUGGACACACAGACCACGGGACGACGGACACGGCUGUGAUGUGCGACCACAUAAACAGAGAGGGCGUCUCGGAGGGCGUGGAGACGACGACACGCGAUGUCUCCCCCGCGGAAACAUAGCCGAACCCGCCGCCGCGUGAAGAGGGCAACAGUCGCGUCUGAAAUUGUUUUUAUUGCAGUGGAGCAAUCCUGCAAAUCUGGCUUUUUGAAGCUGCCAGGCUUAAAGGGUCUGAUUGAAUGUGAGGAGCCCCUGCAAAGGAGGCGUAGAAACCCCGUGGCCAUUUGUUUUGGAGCGCCCAAAUCGAGGGGUAGAGGAGGCACGCCUGAAUCUACGUCGCUGCAGACGAAGAAUCUAACGAUGGUAUGAACUUGGAAAAGUAAAACUUCCAAACUUCUUGCACUUCCGGACAUUUUUCUCUAUAUGUGGAACAUUUCCAACGUCUUCUGACUGGAUAACACAUGGUGGCGUCUAACUACUGGUCACUUUGAACCAAGUAGUUUUUUUAACACUUGUCUAAAAGUAACUGUGUGCCUUUUAUUUUUUUUUUUACAACCACAUCUGUUUUUAUUUAGUGUUUUGUAAUUUAUUGAAUCCAUUCCUGUAGCUGUAAAGUGUGUCCAACUUCUACAAGGUGACAUACUGGUUUUUUUUUUUUUUUUGGUCUCUCUCAGUCUUCCUAAUGUUCUGGCAAUAGUAUAAGCUUAUUCUCACGAAAGUGUUCAGUGGAUUUUUCUCAGAAAAUCAGUUGACUUCCCAGCACGAUUUGCACUUUGUGGAACACUGUAUAAUGAGGACAGCACGACCGGACUCACAUCAAACCAAAUCAUUAACUCUAGCUUUUCCAAAUAUGUUUUUUUACUGACAGUAAGCGGUUAAAAAAUAAUUAAUCUAAAUUCUAAACUUCCAAAGACGUCUUUGGUCCAAAAGUGACAAUUCCAGCUACAAAAUCAAACUCUUGUUUUUAAAUGCAUUUAAUUUUUUGGUGGGUGGAAACAAAGGAAAGCCAAAUUUCCAUCAUCAAAACCGGCUUGAAAUCCCAGGUUUUUGCCCUGAGGCUUUUCCUGCCCCCACCCCCGUAAUUCCACCCAUUCUGCUCACACACCUGUUGUGCGGUCGGCAGCCAUUCCCCCCGAUACGCUUCACAACGUGACUCAUGUUGAGCUUUGAACGACUGUGGGCACAAUCCUGUCGGGUUUUUAGUUGUUUUUGUUUUUUUGGCAGCACCUUGAAUUGCAGUCCUGCAGCUGGUUGCAGAGCUGCCAACACUUCCUUAAAGGUACCGCAGUGUAUGCUGAAGGUAGCGUGUGUGUGCGUGUGCGUGAGAAUGAAUUUUCCAGUGGUCACGGAGUCGCACAAUCUUGUCUCACCCAGUUGUGUUGUGCUGACAGUUAAUGGUGUAUUUAUUUCAUUUUUCUUGUAUAUGAAAAUACUGAUUGCUAAUAUUCACUGUACAUUUGUCAUUAUUUAUAUGCACUACCACGGCAAUUAUGGUUUGACUGAACACGUCUUGUGGUAUUUAGUAAAGUAUUUUGCUAUAACAAGAAGUUCUGAGACCUUGGGUUUCGUACUCCAGCCAGUUUGUAAAGUCAACUACCCCUUUGUGCGAGGUGCAGCACCGCCCCCUUUUUUCUUACAAGUCUUUGUUCCUGGCGGAGUAAAGCUGGACAUUUACUGCAGCACAUUGUGUACGGUGACAGGUCAUUGUACAGCUGUAGGACUAUUUGCUGAAUACAUAUAGCAUUGUUUUAAAUGUAUUUUUUCAGUGUUUUCCUCACAGUAUAUUGGUAAAAUGGUGUAUGUUGUGCUCAACAAAUGUUUUCUAUCUGAUUAAUAAAAUGAGCAUGUAUAACAGAA